Molecule: messenger RNA, 2630 nt
Organism: Symsagittifera roscoffensis
Lineage: Eukaryota; Metazoa; Xenacoelomorpha; Acoela; Convolutidae
Product: probable G-protein coupled receptor No18
Exons: 7
Coding region: 545-2440 (631 amino acids)
Biological process (GO): adenylate cyclase-activating adrenergic receptor signaling pathway
Cellular component (GO): plasma membrane
Molecular function (GO): G protein-coupled receptor activity
Source: RefSeq, a predicted model, not a curated record
UGCUAUAAACUAAAUUUGGAAUAAGUUUCGAUUUUGGUGGUUUAUGACCUUAAACUGAUGAAAUAUAUUGCUUUGAACUACUUUUCAAAAAACCAAAAUUUGACUUAUUUGCAACCUUAAUCGAAGUUUUCCUUGGUAAAUUUUUUGCUUCUCGUUUGUUCACGGCGGAAUACUUUUCAGCCGUGGGUAAGAAAUCAAAUAACUGAUAUAGAUUUCUCAUUCCUACGUCCGAUUAAGUUUUCAUAGUCCACUUUAUCCCGCUUUACCAGGGAAGUAUUCCUUCGCACCCAACCUGUGAUCCCCCUUUAUCCAUAUGUCCAACAGCGCCUUUUCAUUCUACUCUAAAUGGUUAUUUUCCAGAUUUAUCAGUACAAUACAUGCGGCUAUGAAAGCGAUCGAAUCAACAACCUUGUUUACUUGUAAUCAAAAUGUAACUUUGUAGAAUUCACAAGUAUUCAUAUUACACUCUUUUGCAUAUUCGUUUUAUAGCAGCAGGAAAAUUUUUCAAAAGUUAGCAGUAAAAGUUGCACUAAAACUUACAAAAAUGGACGCCAAUUUUUUUCCAACUCUCCAAAACUUUACAUGGAAUUCUGGUGCCUCGACAACAAAUACUGACGACUUGUCAACUGAGAAAACUGUUCCUUCGACCCAAAGUCAUUCAAUCGGGACUAUUUUGAUUGCGUGUGUGCAGUGUGUGUGCGUAGCGUGGAGUGCAGUGGUGAAUGUGGUGGUGAUGGCCGCUGUCUACAGGAGUCCCCCUCUCCACUCCAUCAUCAACUACUUCAUAUCCUCACUAGCACUUGCCGACCUCAUGGUGUCGAUAAACAUCAUGCCGUUUGCAGUAGCGCUGUACCUGAGUGGGGAGAGGGGGUGGGUGUUUGGGGGGCUGUUCUGCACCCUGUGGACCAGUGGGGACAUCCUCUGCUGCACUGCCUCCAUACUCCUACUCACAGCCAUAGCACUAGACAGACACUGGGCGGUGUCUGACCCGGUGGACUACCGAGAGAAAAUGACGGAGAGGCGAUGCAGUGUCAUCAUCGCCUUCGUCUGGAUCUUCUCCACAUUCCUCGCUCUGGCCCAGAUACUGUGGCGCUUCAUCAUCGAGACAGCGAGGGACAGACGGACGUGUACCUACACCAUCGACAGGGAGUUCCGAAUUGUGUCCAGCAUGAGUUCGUUCUUCGUGCCUCUUACAGUCUUGAUCUUCACGUAUAUCAACAUUAUCACAAUUGCGAGGUCAAACCGCAACAACGUCAACCAACAGCCCCGUGGCUACUUUGGAUCAUUAACAGGACAUGACGUGGAAGAGAGGAACACUUACAGUCGUUCUUGGAACAACUUGGUGACGAGUCACGCUGAGACAGCGAAAGACAUCGUCAUCAGUACAACAGAGGAGCUCUCCAGUGAACUAUUGCAAAAAGGGCAGAGCAAAAAUGAGGAGCUGGAUGGUCCGACUCGAGCUUUUCAACAAAGUCCGCACUGCUCGUCCAGUUUGUUCAGCCUGGAGAAGGAAGAGUUGCGCACGGCCAAACUGAUCGGCUUAGUGAUCAUCUGCUUCGUGGUCUGCUGGCUGCCCUUCUUCACCCUCUACGUAUUAGAGGCGUUCUGUGUCUCCUACAAGGACAUACCAGUUCAAGUUUCUCUAUUAUGCCUGUGGCUUGGGUACGCCAAGAGUGGCUUGAAUCCAAUAGUCUACUUCUUCUUCGACGAGUCACACAGAAAGGCAUACAAGUCCCUGUUCCUGUACGUGUUCUCCUGUUGCGGCGGCCGACCAGCUCAUUACGUCAUCUCUUUCCGAAUCCCACCACCCUCUGCUCUCCUAUCGCCCAACACCUAUCUGAGUAAACUGCAUCACGUCGAAAGGGAUGCGUUUGAUGCUGCAAUGAUUGAGAACAACUUUGCUGUUGAUUCUGAAUUAUGUCUGCACCAAAGCAUUUCAGAGAGCAAAACGCAAAAGAUAAUAUUUCACGACAAGUCGCCUUCGUCGCGUAGAAACUUCGCUUCAAAUAUCUUCACGUUUGGCAGUCACCAAAACAUACAACAACAGAAUCCGAGUUCUAACCAUAACAGCAGAAGACACGACAUUAGAUUUGUUUCGGACUCAACAGCAAGUAGGAUUAUUUUCAGUCCUGUUUUGUCGGAACAUGACAGGGAAGUAACAACAGGUAGUCCCCCAGGUAACUUCUACCGCACCAGUCCCCCAGAGUUAGGGGCACUAAGAGCUCAGAAUGACUCUAUCGGGAGCAACUCUGUCUUUAGUUCCCCUUUUUUGGGGAGACAUGAAGAAGGACAGAAAAGUAGUCAACACUUUUCGAGCCAGAUCAAUCUAGCUCCCCAUGGAUUUACAAAUGCCACUUUGAUCACAUUGGACAGAUACUGUCACCAGCGAGUGAUGGUCAAUGAAGAACGAAGCAACGUCAAGGCCGAAUCAAACGUAUAAACUGACAGCAGCUGACACAUAUCGGAUUUCAACUAUUUACUCAUGAUUCUUACAAACUUCAAUUAGCUCUUUCAAUUUUGGUUAAACUCCGGCUAAUAUGAGGCUACAUUUUAGUUUAGUAGCACCAAAGUCUGAUUUGAUUUUGUUUAUCAUAAAAUUUUUGUGAAUGCUCAAGAAACGUCUCAGGAAC